Messenger RNA from Entrophospora sp. SA101, 321 nucleotides. The record is from the annotation of a GenBank genome assembly. Lineage: Eukaryota; Fungi; Glomeromycota; Glomeromycetes; Entrophosporales; Entrophosporaceae.
GCAAAAUAUGACCUUGAAGAUGCUUACACUUUACUCGAAAAACUUGGAACUGGCUCUUUUGGAACAGUAUAUAAAGCCGUAAAGAAGGAAACAAAUGAAGUUGUAGCAAUUAAGAUAAUUGAUAUGGAGAAUUCUGAAGAUGACAUAACUGACAUACAACAAGAAAUAGCUUUAUUGGCACAAUGUGAUUCUCCUUAUAUCACUCGUUAUUACGAUUCUUUUGAGGAAUCAUCAUCACCGCCAUCACCUGGACUUGGUUUUACAGAAAUGAUUUAUACAAGAUGGAUUGAACAAUUGAAAUUUAAAUGGUUAUGGGGUUAA